Molecule: messenger RNA, 1116 nt
Organism: Oncorhynchus masou masou (cherry salmon)
Lineage: Eukaryota; Metazoa; Chordata; Actinopteri; Salmoniformes; Salmonidae
Product: tumor suppressor candidate 2-like
Exons: 3
Coding region: 551-889 (112 amino acids)
Biological process (GO): inflammatory response; regulation of mitochondrial membrane potential
Cellular component (GO): mitochondrion
Source: RefSeq, a predicted model, not a curated record
CCCUGGAUAGAAGCCACGUCGCUAAAAUAAUAAAUAUGUUUCUAUAAAUGCUGUCACUAUAAAUGGUUAGCUGGCAAAUUGAGCUAGCUAACGUAAGCUAGUUUAGCUUGCUAGCUAACGGUUUAUUAUGCGGGCGAAGUUUAGCUAACAGCCAGUGGACUGUAGGGAUAGCUAGCUAGCUUUGGUUAACGUUAGCAGUUUGAAAGCUCUACUAAAUAUAUUUGCAAUAUUUAUCAAACUUAACUAACUGCAGUGAACAGUGUUAGCUAGCAAGCUACUUGACGUUAGCCAUCUAGAGCAACCUCGUUUGCUGACGUAGUUAGCUAAGUUACCUUCUGGAGCUAGCUAGGUAACCUAUCUAUUUAAUAGCUUGCAUAGUAGCUAGAUAUUGUUUGGUCAGUGUGGUAGCAUUAUUAGGCUAGCUAAAGCAACAGUACAUAUGGCUUCUUGCUUUCAGAUCCAAACCAGUAGAAAACUGACUGGUUGGCCAGCUCAUAUAAUCGUUGCCUAGGAGUUUUCUGUGACAAGGGAUAAUGUCCCACCACUGAAGAUGGGAGGCAGUGGAUCCAAGGUGAAAGGUGCUUGGCCAUUUGCUGGUUCGGGAGCUGGAGGGGAUUCGGGCAGUGAGGGGCAAGAAGAUCACUCUGUUGCCCGGCUCAAAGGGACCAGAAAAGCAACCCCAUUUAUUUUCACAAGGAGGAGCUCUCUCUACUAUGAUGAGGAUGGGGACCUGGCUCAUGAGUUCUAUGAAGAGACUGUAGUGACAAAAAAUGGCCGGAAGAGGUCCAAGCUGAAGAGGAUUCAGAAGAACCUCAUACCUCAGGGAAUUGUGAAGCUAAACCACCCCCGGAUCCAUGUAGAUUUCCCUGUCAUCCUCUUUGAGGUGUGAAUCCCACUGGGGGGGGGGUGGUCUAACGCAGAAAAGACACAUCACUACAACCGCUCCAUCCUGAAUGCUAGUGUUUCUCUGAGAGAAUGGGUGGGAUGUCUGACUCCACUCAGAAGCUGUCGACAGACCACCUGAGUUAUGUGGCGGACAAAAAGAAAGGGGAGGAGGAGUAGAUAGAGUUAAACGUUCUGCCUUCUGUGAUGUAGAGAAGUGUGUGUGUGUGUGUG